AAAUCAAGCAAACAUAUAAUUGAAAGUUGAAACAACAUUUGUUAUAUAUAUAUUUCAUCUCCUACAUUUUAUUUUGUGGAUUGUGAUUUUACAUCACACAUACACAAGUUUCUAUAAAAUAUUCAUAGUUACCUAAUCUGAAUCUAUUAUGAUGGAAAAAGCGUCAUCUUCUAAUGAGGUAAGGACACUAGUUUUAGUUGGACGUACUGGCAAUGGCAAAAGUGCAACGGGAAAUAGUGUUCUUGGAAGGAGAGCAUUCAAGUCAAGGACAAGUUCUUCUGGUGUAACAAGUGUGUGUGAAUUGCAAAGAACUAUUAUGAAAGAUGGAUCGAUUGUUAAUGUUAUUGACACCCCAGGACUAUUUGCUGGAACUGAUUCUGCUGGGAAGGAAAUAGUCAAAUGUAUUGAUAUGGCUAAAGAUGGAAUUCAUGCCAUUCUUAUGGUGUUCUCUGUUAGAACUCGCUUUUCUGAAGAGGAACAAGCUACUUUUCUUACCUUGCAAGCAUUGUUUGGACACCAAAUUGUUGACUACAUGAUUGUGGUCUUCACAGGAGGGGAUGAUCUAGAAGCUAAUGAAGAGACACUUGAUGAUUAUUUAGGUUGCGAGUGUCCACAACCUCUUAAGGAUAUUCUGACCCUGUGUGGCAAUCGUAAAGUGCUUUUUGAUAAUAAGACUAAGGAUGAAAAAAAACGAUUAGGACAAGUUCAAGAACUUCUCAAUGUUGUGAACAUGAUUAUAUCACAUAAUGGUGGACGACCAUUUACAAAUGAGUUGUUUAUAGAAUUGAAGGAGAAAGCAACAAUACGAGAUAACCAACAAAAAAUGGUUGACUCCAUGGGAGGAUAUUCAAAAGCAGAAACGUUGGGGAUUAAAAUGCAAAUGCAGCAAAAAUAUGAUGAUGAGCUAAAACGAAUUACUAAUAUGGUUGAAUCAAAGUUGAAGGAAGAAAGUGCAAACCUUUUGAAAAGUUUGGAGGAAGAGAGAGUUGCUAGACUUAAAGCUGAGGAAAAUUAUAGAUCGAUUCAAAUUACAUCGAAUAAUGAAAUUCAGAAACUCAAAUGGGAUCUUGAGGUGGCAAAUAAGAGACCACCCACUAGGCGUGGUUGUGUCAUAAUGUGAUUUUAAUACCUUCAAAACAUUUGUAUUUUACCUUCGCGAUUGUAAGUAUUUGUAUUGACUAAUACUUCUCAAAAUGUUGUAUAUAAUUACUAAGGAUUGCUUUAUAAUUUGCCAUAAUUCUUUUAUUA
Glycine soja is the source of this 1248-nucleotide messenger RNA. RefSeq names its product immune-associated nucleotide-binding protein 9-like. Gene Ontology annotation, molecular function: GTP binding. The record is from RefSeq and is a predicted model, not a curated record. NCBI's taxonomy places the organism in Eukaryota, Viridiplantae, Streptophyta, Magnoliopsida, Fabales, Fabaceae. Bases 149 to 1120 code for a protein of 323 amino acids. The transcript is spliced from 6 exons.